Ilex paraguariensis (yerba mate) is the source of this 1494-nucleotide messenger RNA. The record is from the annotation of a GenBank genome assembly. Lineage: Eukaryota; Viridiplantae; Streptophyta; Magnoliopsida; Aquifoliales; Aquifoliaceae.
AUGGAGCUUGCCAAAACCCUAGUCAUCAUCGAAAAGACUCCCAAAUCAUCUGCACUACCGCCCACUUCGGUGCCAUUUGGGAAAUGGGCAGUUGAUAGCUGGAAAUCCAAGAAGGCUUUGCAAAUUUUUGAGUACCCAGAUGAAAAUGAGCUUGAAUAUGUGGUUAAGACCAUUGAGGUCUUCCCUCCAAUCAUUUUUGCCCGUGAGGUGAGGAGUUUGGAGGAAAAGCUUGUUGAUGCGGCGUUGGGGAAUGCUUUUCUGUUGCAAGGAGGGAUGAGCGUUGUUCUCAUGUUUGGUGGACAAAUGCCUAUUAUUAAGUUCGCCAAGCCGAGAUCAGAUCCAUUGGAGGAGAAGAAUGGAGUGAAACUGCCAAGUUACAAGGGAGACAAUAUCAAUGAGCCUUUGCAACUGGAGUUUAUGUUGCGAUGCAAAGGGUCACACGGUGGAAUCUUGAUUUUGUGGAGCACAGUAAGCAGGGAGAUAGGUUUGUAUAAGAAAAAGGGAUAUGAAUAUACUUUUGACAUAAUUCCAUUUGCUUGUGCUUUUUCGGGCUUUGAUUAUGUGGCUAUAUUCAGACUAGACACUGAAAAACAGAUUGUGAAUCUGCAUUACAUGUUAAGUAAGGCGGUGGUGAAGUCUAGGCCAAAUGUUCUCUGGUGCUACAAGGACAAACUUGAACUCAGCAGUCAUAAGAAGAAACGUGCCAAGCAGGUAAAAAAGUUGAUGCAGAGGGGACUGCUGGAUCCUGAGAAGGUUGACCCCUUCUCGCUUUUUGUUGAAACUGGAGGAAUAACGUAUUGCUUGUACAAAGAUUCUGAAAGAAUUCUUGGGAAUACUUUUGGCAUGUGUAUAUUACAGGAUUUUGAGGCUUUGACACCAAAUCUCCUAGCGAGAACUAUAGAAACAGUGGAGGGUGGGGGAUUGAUUGUAUUGCUGCUUCGUUCUCUUUCCUCUCUCACACGACUGUGCACCAUGGUCAUGGAUGUUCACGAGAGGUUUCGUACAGAAUCUCAUUUGCAGGCUGCUGGGCGCUUUAAUGAACGGUUUUUACUAUCACUUGCAUCAUGCAAAGCAUGCGUAGUUAUGGACGAUGAGCUAAAUAUUCUGCCGAUCUCUUCACAUAUGAAGUCAAUUUCUACAGUUGCUUUAAGAGAGGACUCUGAGGGCCUUUCAGAAGCGGAUCAAGACCUAAAAAAUCUAAAAGAACAACUGAAUGAUGAUUUUCCUGUUGGUCCUCUUAUUGGGAAUUGUUGUACACUGGACCAGGGAAAAGCUGUCAUUACAUUUCUUGAUGCUAUUUUGGACAAGACACUUCGUAGCACAGUUGCUUUACUUGCGGCUCGUGGCCGUGGGAAGUCAGCCGCACUUGGUCUGGCCAUUGCUGGAGCUAUUGCUGCGGGGUAUUCAAAUAUAUUUGUCACUGCACCCAGCCCCGAGAACUUAAAAACAUUGUUUGACUUUGUAUGCAAGGGAUUUGACAAGCUCGAGUAUAAG